ACUGAAUGACUUUAUUCUAGUUCUCUGUUCAUUCAAUGGAACCCUGGAGUUGAGAUUAAAUAGGCUAAUCAUAACAGGUGCAAAUUGUAGCAUUCUGAUUGUGGAUUAUGAACAGCUCAAUCUAAAAGCCACAUUGUUUUUACAGUUAAUUUUGGCUAAUUAAGAAAAAUGUCAGAAGUCACCAAUUUCAACUAGAGUGCUUUGAAUAAAUGUGUGAAUUUCCUGAAUUUGAUGCAGUAAUUUCAUAAGGCCUAUAUGGCUCAAAUGAAUGGAAAGUUUUACUCCUAAAUCAUCAACAGGUGUUUUGGACCAGGCCAUUCAACCCUGGCAGUGGGCUUUCUCCGCCCCGUACCGUCUGUAACCAUAGCGAGACCCAUCAUCGGAGACGCUCGUGUCCAGAAUGACUAAUGUUAAAUGUUGCGUGAGAAUUCCAUGCAUGCCAGUUAGUAGGAUAGUUCAUUCACGACACCAUCGCAUAACGGGAUAGUUUCAAUCGAUUGGUAAAUCCCAAAUGUGCCAUGGAAACUAUUAUCUUCAAGUGAGGCCUGUUGAUACAGGUUUGUUUGUUUAGUUGCCUGGUAGCUUCUAUCCUGGAUUACAAUUCAUUCAAGUUACGGAUCCAUGAUGGACCUGGGCUCGGAGUUCGUGAAAGUUAAAGCGCACUACAGCGGAGACAUGCUAAUCACAGACCUGGCUGCCACGGUAACCUACAUGGGACUAUGUGAGGAAGUGAGGGUGAUGUGCAGCCUGGCCCGGCAGCAGCCAAUCACGCUCAAGUGGAUCGACGAUGAGGGAGACCCAUGUACCAUCUCCUCUCAGAUGGAACUGCAGGAGGCCUUCCGGAUCUACAGCCGCAACAGGAACUCAGGACUCCUGCUCCACGUCUUCCCCAGUAUCCCAGUAAAGCCUGGUAUGCCAUGUCCAGGAGAAGACAAAUCGAUCUACCGCCGCGGGGCCAGAAGAUGGAGGAAGCUCUACCGAGUCAACGGACACCUCUUCCAGGCCAAGCGCUUUAACAGGAAAGCGUACUGUGGCCACUGCAGUGAAAGGAUAUGGGGGCUGGGGAGGCAGGGAUACAAGUGUAUCAACUGCAAACUACUGGUCCAUAAGCGCUGUCACACACUUGUCCCUCUGACCUGCCAAAGGCAUAUGGAUCCAGUCAUGCCAUCACAGGAGCCCCCUUUAGAUGAGAAGAGUGAAGAGGUGGACCUCCUCCCUGAAGACACAGAGGAUACAGAUGGAAUACCUUUCCUACCACACAAUUGCAAGAUGGACAAAGUCGAAGAGGACUCAGAGGAUAUCAAAGCAGUGGUGGAUGGGAUUGACGGUAUCAAGAUCUCCCAGGGGCUGGCGCUGGGCUUGGGGGACUUCGACCUGAUCCGAGUGAUCGGCCGUGGCAGCUACGCCAAGGUGCUGCUGGUGCGACUCAAGAAGAACGAACAGAUAUACGCCAUGAAGGUGGUCAAGAAGGAACUGGUUCACGACGAAGAGGACAUUGACUGGGUGCAGACAGAGAAACAUGUGUUUGAGCAGGCGUCUACCAAUCCGUUCUUAGUGGGCCUUCACUCCUGCUUUCAGACAGAGAGCCGGUUAUUUCUCGUGAUCGAGUACGUCAACGGAGGGGAUCUGAUGUUUCAUAUGCAACGGCAACGGAAACUACCAGAAGAACACGCAAGAUUCUAUGCUGCUGAAAUUUGUAUCGCUCUGAAUUUCCUGCAUGAAAAGGGAAUCCUCUACCGAGAUUUGAAACUGGACAACGUUCUCUUGGAUCACGAGGGACACAUCAAGCUGACAGACUACGGGAUGUGCAAGGAGGGCAUCAGACCAGGAGACACCACCAGUACAUUCUGUGGAACCCCCAACUACAUAGCCCCCGAGAUCCUCAGAGGGGAAGACUACGGGUUCAGUGUUGACUGGUGGGCGUUAGGCGUGCUCAUGUUUGAGAUGAUGGCCGGGAGGUCCCCGUUCGACAUCAUCACCGACAAUCCUGACAUGAACACCGAGGAGUACCUCUUCCAAGUUAUUCUCGAAAAGCCCAUUCGCAUCCCAAGGUCUCUGUCGGUGAAGGCUGCCAGCGUGCUGAAGGGCUUUUUAAACAAGGACCCCAAAGAGCGGCUGGGUUGCCAGGUCCAAACGGGCUUCACUGACAUCAAGUCGCACACGUUUUUCCGCAGUAUAGACUGGGACCAGCUGGAGAAGAAACAGAUGACCCCGCCCUUCAAGCCCCAGAUCACAGACGACUACGGCCUGGAGAACUUUGACACCCAGUUCACUAACGAACCAGUGCAGCUAACACCAGACGACGAGGACGUCAUCAAGAGAAUAGACCAGUCCGAGUUUGAGGGAUUUGAAUACAUCAACCCCCUGCUGCUAUCCGCAGAGGAGUCUGUAUGAGGGAGAGGAGACCUCCUCUUCUCCCACCUGUGUCUGUCCACCCCCCACCCCCCUCUCAGCCAAAUCAAUGAACAACUCCCUCUGGGAUGGAGGGAGGACAAAGGGAGGACAAGAAACUCCCGGCUUUGCACGAGGUUCGAGGACACGAGUGCGAAAAUUAUACUUUUUUUUCUUUGUGGAUCCCCCAUAAUGCAUUGCAUUAUUUUGUUAUCUGGGCAAAACUCUUUGGAGGUGGUCAACAUAAAAAAGGACACAGGAACAUUCCCAAAUCUUGGUUGUUGAUUGUCCUGUUUUUUUGGCUUCGCGUUUUUUUUUUGUUUCCCCAACAACUCCAUCUCUGUGUCAGCAGCAUGGCUGGCUAUGUCAUUUCAAAAACAUGAAAGCGACUUCAUUCUGUGCCUGCCAUCGUAAAACAGAUUUUACAGUCCCCCCCCUCGCAUCCCUGGAUGGAAUAUGACAGUUCUACGACUAGAACUUGAAGUUAUGUGCACUUUGUUUUGUUAAUUCUUUUUUUUUUUUUUUUUUAUCUUGUAGGAGGCUCCGCUGCCUCGAGCAAAACAAGAAUGUACAAUGACGAAGGAAAAAAUUACAAGUUAUUAUUGUGUAUUAUAAUGUAGGUAGCAACUCCAACUUGAUGAUGCCUUUCUAUUGAUGCAAAGUGGCACGUUUUAUUCAUGACCAUGAACUUUCUUUUUGUUUGUUUUCCUCAGCAUUGAUUUUCAUGAACAGAAAGAAAAACUGAGACAAAACAUUUUUUAUUUUUUAUUUAAGAAGUGCCUCAAAGAUCCAAUCUACACCAUGUUUCUGAUUGCACUUAUCGAUUGUUCCAAUUCCUUUCAGCUGCCUGGCGGGUUGGUCAGUUGGUGAAGAAAGCCAGUGGAACAAAUCGCGCAUAAAGACCAAGGGCCUCAUUUCUAAAGGGUUUUUGUGCACAGAUUUUAUUGUAAAUUGCGCAUACACCGAAAUGUAAAUUAUGCCAACGUUAUAAGAGUUAAAGAUUUAACAACCUUGAGCUUGACAAGAAAAUAUGCAGUUGGAAGCAUUUUUAUAGAUCAUCCAAUACUCUGACAGCACAAAGAGGCAAACUAUCAUCUGUCGGUCAACAGAAUUUUGAACGAUAGUGCAUCGUCCUCAGCACUGAAGUAUGGGCUACUGUAAGUCUGUACACUUCAAACUUGAGAAGUCUAAGUUGUCAUAGUCCUUUGCCAUUCACAGCAUAUAAAAAUGUAGUUGAUCACCAUAGAUGCUGAGUGAAAGGUGUUUAAAGGGGAAAUAUUUUUAAAGAGCCACUGAACACACUGUUUGGCAUGUGUGUUUUUCUGUUGCUCAUUUGAAAAACGAGAUUUCAGUCUUGGAGGUGUGUUUCCUAACCGAUUCCACGUUUGGUUAAUGAUGUUUAUUCCCCAUGAGACACUGUAGACGCGGAAGCCUAGUUCCAUCCUCAAAAUCCCCAGAAUGAAUCUAAGAUAACUCAAGAAAUCUGUAAUUAAGUUUGAUGUUUCUGAAGAGGAUGUUUUAGUUGCGCAAUUUUACAUCCAUUUUACAUUUGGGGCAGUAUUUCUCAAGUAAAAAAAUGUGCGACGUGUUGUCUUAGGUAAACAAAGUCAGAGCUGCUGGGCAGGUCUGUCUCACUGUCUACGAUAUUGGAUAGAGAGAAGUCACCGCAGCUGUUCACCCCAUGUUAGUGGGCAAAUGGACAUCGUCAAAUCAAAACCCAACCUUCAUUUACCCGUUGUGACGCACGGAUGUUCCAAACUCCGUUUUAGAUGAGACUGACACUAGAAUAACUGUUUCUGACUCAUAUCGAUGCCACAUAGGCCGUUUUCAAAGGGAUUCAUUGCUUUUUAAAGGCAGUCGCUCUUUAAAUUGUGCAUACUCACAUUUUGAGAACUGAUUGAACGCUUAAAUUUAGUAUAGCAACUAAUUUUUUUAAUGAGGCCCAAUGUCUUAGGUAAUCCAAAUGGUUAAAUCUUUAAAAAGGAAUGAACGUUAUGGAGCACAGUAGCCAGCCAUGGUUCUGAUGAUAACAUGGUUACUCUUACCGUUCUGUUGAAAUACCAACCUGGUCUUAGAGCAUUUCGUAUUAUUCUGUAUCUAAAUCUGAGACAAUCCAUUUAAUAUAUGUUACGUUUUGUAUGGUAUGUAUUAAUUUGUGGAUGUCCAUCACCCAUUUCGUAUGAUAUGUUACGAUUUUACA
Molecule: messenger RNA, 4591 nt
Organism: Coregonus clupeaformis (lake whitefish)
Lineage: Eukaryota; Metazoa; Chordata; Actinopteri; Salmoniformes; Salmonidae
Gene: prkcz
Product: protein kinase C, zeta
Exons: 18
Coding region: 622-2394 (590 amino acids)
Biological process (GO): protein phosphorylation
Molecular function (GO): protein serine/threonine kinase activity; ATP binding; protein binding
Source: RefSeq, a predicted model, not a curated record